GAAAGGAGCGAGAUUCCAGGCAGGGUUGACUCUAUAUUUGUACUUUUCUCUCUCCACAAAGAAUCCCCAUUUUAUAAUAAUCCUUUCUCUUUUUCUCUCUCUACCAAAACUCUAAUCUCGAGAGACCUUCGGAUCUCUCUCUCUCCUCUACUCUUCAUUCAUUCUUCAUUCCUAUAAUAAUUGCGAUUUUAUAUCUUUUCUUCGGAUAUUCAUUAAAUUAAACAGGAAAAAUGGCCUUAUCUAUUAAGCAGUUUUCGUUGAUAGUGGCCUUUUCUGGUGUGUUGUCCUUCAUUUUUGGAGUUGUUGCUGAAAACAAAAAGCCUGCUGCAGGGACACCAGUCCCAGGAAUAGGUGUUGUUAUGUGCAAAUAUCCUUCUGAUCCAACAGUAGUGUUAGGGUAUCUAUCCCUUGCAUUCCUCUUAGUAUCAACAGUUUUCGGGCUGUGGUCAUUGUUUUAUCCAUACAAGGGAAAGUCCAUUCCACAAGGUGCUUUAUUCAGGAGCACUACCUUUAUGGUAUUCUUCAACAUUGCUUUGUUCACAGCAGGAUUAGCUGCAGCCCUGUUGUUGUGGCCUACACUCACAGAGCAAUUCCACCUGAUGCACAAUGUUCACCGCAACAAGUCUGAUUGCCCUACCGCGAAAACUGGUCUGCUCGGUGGUGGUGCUUUUGUGUCCCUUGAUUCAGCACUUUUCUGGUUGGUGGCACUGAUGUUGGCUGACAAUGCCCGUGAGGAUUACUUUGAGGAGGUAGAAAAGGACCCUAAGACUGAACAUGGACAGAUCACAGCAUGAUGAUGGUUCCUCUGGUUUAUUAUUUCUUUACACAACUUAAUUGUGCAGAAGUUUAAUGUGUAAAUUUGGUUUAUGGUCUUAUUUUAUAUCUGUUUCUUUUUUAAUUUAUAUAUUUGAAAGAUUCAACUUUUAUUAGCUUACUUUUGGAUAAUAAUAUUAUGUUUGAUUUGAUGUAAUAUACUUAAAUAGUGAACUUAUUAACUACUC
Messenger RNA from Cannabis sativa, 1001 nucleotides. RefSeq lists its product as uncharacterized. Lineage: Eukaryota; Viridiplantae; Streptophyta; Magnoliopsida; Rosales; Cannabaceae. The coding region runs from base 231 to 794 and encodes 187 amino acids. The record is from RefSeq and is a predicted model, not a curated record. The transcript is spliced from 3 exons.